GCUCCGGCAGCUUUGACGCAUUUCCGCAGCCCGCUCCGGGUGGCUCAGAGGCGGGGGGAAUGUGGAUACAAAGAAUCGGGCGGCGGCACCUCGUUACAUCUGUAUCGGCGCGGUGAGACGCUGUGUGCGGCCGGCCCCGUCGUUCAAGUGCAUCAGGACGCGGCCGACAGGCUGCCGAGAGCCGCGCACGGCGGAGGUGGCAGCGGGGACGGGAGCGGUCGGCGGAGGCAGGGGAGACUCUCUGAGCCCACGUGUGUGUGCACGCAGCCCGGACCGGACUGGGCCGGGACCCAGCCUCUAGGCCAGCAUGCCCAAGAAGAAGCCGGGACCCAUUCAGCUGCACCCGAGUCCCGAUGGAUCCGCGAUCAACGGCACCACUUCCGCAGAGACAAAUUUGGAGGCUCUGCAGAAGAAGUUGGAGGAGCUCGAGCUUGACGAGCAGCAGCGGAAGAGGCUGGAGGCCUUCCUAACUCAGAAGCAGAAGGUCGGCGAGCUAAAGGAUGACGACUUUGAGAAGAUCUCAGAGCUGGGCGCGGGCAAUGGCGGAGUCGUCUUCAAGGUCUCCCACAAACCGUCCGGCCUAAUCAUGGCCCGGAAGCUGAUCCACCUGGAGAUCAAGCCAGCCAUUCGGAACCAGAUUAUCCGAGAGCUGCAGGUGCUCCAUGAAUGUAAUUCUCCCUAUAUCGUGGGAUUCUACGGAGCUUUCUACAGCGACGGCGAGAUUAGCAUCUGCAUGGAGCACAUGGAUGGCGGAUCAUUGGAUCAAGUGCUGAAAAAGGCAGGAAGAAUUACGGAGCAGGUCCUGGGCAAAGUGAGCAUAGCUGUUAACAAGGGACUGGCGUACCUGCGGGAGAAACACAAGAUUAUGCACCGAGACGUGAAGCCGUCGAACAUCCUGGUGAAUUCGCGUGGUGAAAUCAAGCUGUGUGACUUUGGGGUCAGUGGGCAGCUGAUCGACUCGAUGGCCAACUCGUUUGUUGGGACCAGGUCCUACAUGUCUCCGGAAAGACUCCAGGGAACACACUACUCUGUUCAGUCGGACAUCUGGAGUAUGGGGUUGUCCCUGGUGGAGAUGGCGAUCGGCCGCUACCCGAUUCCUCCGCCUGAUGCUAAAGAGCUUGAACAAAUUUUCGGCUGUCAGAUGGGCGAAGACGCGGCAUCCCCUGAGCAGAGCAGUCGACCGCCUGGGCGUCCUGGGAGCUCUUUUGGUCUGGACUGUCGACCUCCAAUGGCAAUAUUUGAACUGUUGGAUUACAUAGUGAAUGAGCCACCUCCUAAGUUGCCAUCGGGCGUCUUCAGUGACGAAUUCCAGGACUUCGUGAACAUCUGCUUGAUAAAGAAUCCUGCAGAGAGAGCGGACUUGAAACAGCUCAUGGCUCAUGCUUUUAUCAAGCGAUCAGAGGCGGAAGAAGUGGAUUUCGCAGGCUGGCUGUGCACGACGAUUGGCUUGAAGCAGCCCAGCACUCCAACGCACACUCCCGCUAUCUAAGUCAUCGCUAAACCACUGUUCUUUGUGCAGCAAACUGAUGGAUGUUUCUGCUGAUGUUACCUCAUGAAUAAUCCUUUGUCCCAUGAUAUAUUUAAAGAGAUGUAUUUACAUUUUUAAAGGAAUGAUGUCUGUUAAAAUUGUCAAAAUUUAACUUCCUUAAGUUUUAGUAUUUGCCAAUGGGAAUAGUUAGCAAGUUGGUCUUAUUUAGGGUUUAGUGCCGAUGGAAUAAGUUGAGGGUAACUGGUUAACUUUUUAAAGGGAUGGUACUAAGCUAUUAUACACCCAAUUUUGUGGAUAAUUGUGGGACACCCCUGCUGUUUACAGGGCCAUACAUAACUCGUCAUUUUAGAGUGCAUCUGCUGGUCACCAGGCGGCAGUUAGGGAAUGCUCUGGAUGCUUAUUAACGUGUACAUUACACUGCAGGUAGAGGAAUUUCUACUUCACUGACACAUUCUGUCGUCUAGGGCCUCUGCUCAUUAGUGUGACUUUAAAGUCAGUAGUUGGGUGGGUGACAGGCAUUUGCUAUCAGUUCUCUUAACAAAUAUGCUCAAUCAGCCAGACUGAUUUGUACAGAUAAUCAGCAGGCAUCCCUUGCAAGAUUGGGACCAGGUGAGGCAAUGGAGAUCAGAAAGAGGGGUAUUUGCCUAUUGUGGUUUCAACGUACAAGAAGGUGAAUACCAUUGCCAGGACUCCAGCAUUUGAGACCAAUCGGUGUACUGAAUCUCUAGCACCAUUUUAGUAGCUUUCCUGGUGUAAUUUGAUGGUUUGAUCCUCUUCCCCGAUUCUUUAGCAAGAGGAAUAAUUUCAGAUACUGUUCACUUGCUCAAGGAAAGCCUAGUUUGGAGAGAUUCUGUUUCCUCUUUCCUGAUGGCUGAAUGAGAUUGUGUAGCUCAGGAUGAAACCUAUGCCAAUUAUUGCAAGGUGUGCAGAUUUUGGGCAAAAGGGAAUGAAAUUGUACGUAACACUGUGGAUUUUCCAAACAUAGAUUUAACAUCUAUACACCAUACCACAGGCUUAAACUCCUAUUUACAUGGCCCAAAA
Molecule: messenger RNA, 2530 nt
Organism: Hypanus sabinus (Atlantic stingray)
Lineage: Eukaryota; Metazoa; Chordata; Chondrichthyes; Myliobatiformes; Dasyatidae
Gene: map2k1
Product: mitogen-activated protein kinase kinase 1
Exons: 11
Coding region: 308-1489 (393 amino acids)
Biological process (GO): protein phosphorylation
Molecular function (GO): ATP binding; protein kinase activity
Source: RefSeq, a predicted model, not a curated record